AUGUCGUUUCGUGAUUAUUGGAGUCGUGAUGAUGGUCCUGAUGAUGACAAGCUUGUGAGUGCGCACGGAAGACCGAUUAAUGUCAUGAUCAAGAUGGAUGAUGAUACAAUAAUAACGGGCUCACAAGACCAUUCGGCAAAAGUAAUUAAAGUUUCAAAAGCAAAGGUUGAACGAGAGUUGUAUUCAAAGGCAUAUGGUCAUAAAGAGUGGGUAACAGCACUUGCCUACAGCGAUGUAACUGGAAAAAUCAUCACUGGAGGAAUGGAUAGUAAAUUAUGUGUUUGGGAAAGUAAAGGACCAGUGAAAUGUGUCGAUUUACUGGGACAUUCGGGCAGCAUUUCUCAAAUUUCUUGUUCUCCCAAUCUCCCAAUUGCAGUCUCUUCGAGUUACGAUAAAUCAAUGAAAAUUUGGAAUUUGCAAAAUAAUACAUGCAUGAACACUUUGAUCAAUUCGAAACUAGGUCACGACAAGGCCAUUAAAACAAUUUUGUGGAAUAAUUCUCUGAUAUGCAGCGGAGGAAGGGAUGGAUUGGUAUGCAUGUGGGACAUACAAAAUGGAGAUUUAAUAUCUGUAGGAGAUGAACAUAAGGCACCGGUGCAAUGUUUGGUCGCCGAUGAAAGCAGAGAAACAAUAUUGAGUGGAGGAAUGGACGGUUCCAUUCAAAUAUGGGAUCUGAGGACAGCCAAUAAUGUCGGAGGAGUUGAAAAUGUCAUACGAGGUAGUAUAAACGAUGUCAAGUUAGCAAAUGAGAACAUGUUGGUGGUGGGAGGAAGCGACAAGACCAUUCGAGUUUUGGAUCCAAGAAAGAAUUACGCUCAGGUCAUUUCUAUUAAGGACCAUGUUGGUGUGAUCAUGCAGUUACAAGUGGUGGACGACUUGUUACUGAGUUGUGCCAGCAAUGGUUGGGUACUCGUUCAUGAUUUGACCAAUAAUGGAGUUUGUAUGUACGGAGUAGGAGCAAGUGAAGCAGCCUCAGCAUGCAACUGUAUUGUGGCCAUGGAGCCAUAUUAUUUGUGUGCAGCCGGUGAUGACGGGAAUGUCAUUAUCUUUAAUUCCAAGUAA
Molecule: messenger RNA, 1062 nt
Organism: Naegleria fowleri
Lineage: Eukaryota; Heterolobosea; Eutetramitea; Acrasida; Naegleriidae
Exons: 1
Coding region: 1-1062 (353 amino acids)
Molecular function (GO): protein binding
Source: RefSeq, a predicted model, not a curated record